Messenger RNA from Sus scrofa (pig), 2286 nucleotides. Lineage: Eukaryota; Metazoa; Chordata; Mammalia; Artiodactyla; Suidae. The record is from RefSeq and is a predicted model, not a curated record.
CGCUCUCCAUCUGCUGCCGGCAGUGUACAGAACUUGACCUUUAUGAGCUUUUAAUCAAAAUUAAUUUUCUACCCACAUAGGGCAAAUGCCAGUUGGCCCCUGUGCCAGGCAGUUUGCUGGAGAGAAGUGCUCUUGAGCAGCGGUGCGCCACGGCCGCGCUCGCAGACUGCGUUCCAGUCUUCUCGCCGCGCGCCUGAAAUCGGAGCGGCGGCAGCCACGAUCCCUCUGGUGGCGGUAGCAAAAUCCCGCUCCAAGCACCAGACGCCCAGCACAACGGGCACAAAGAACCUCGCUGGCUGAAGAAGACCUACCAGGGCCUGGGAGGGUAGUGGAGCAGAGACUGAAAUGACCCGCCUAACAGAAAACUAUCUGAGAACGCAUUCCGACCACUUAUUUGGAGACCUUAUCCCUUUCCUUCGGCGCAUACAAAGGCACCAAUCCCUCCCACAGGGUAGACACUCGGUGACUAUUACUCUUGUGCCUAGGGCUCAGCGCCCUGCUCCGCUCCCUAUAUUCGCCAGCGGUGUAGAUCUAGCAACCGUAAGAAGCGGGAUGUGAGGAACGAAUCAGAGAAAGGUUCGCGCUCAGGGACGCUCGCAAAACAGAGGAUGUGGGUUUAAUUAACACAUCGAAUGUUAGAAAAAGAGUGCUGAGCAGGGGUUCUGUGAAGCCAAGUUUCUGGAAGGGGCACCUGUUUUUGCACCGCGGGACAGAUGAUCUUUCUCUAAAUUAGGUCCCCCUGGUUUUUCCAUCCGUGCCCAAGGUGUGAUCUGGCGCGGCAUAGGACACAGCUUGAAUUUGCAGGCCUGGACUUGGAGAGAGGGGUUCCGCUACAAAGAGGCGCGCACCCCUACUCUCACUCUAUGCGCUAACUCAGAGUUGCAUUUUCCCUCCAUUCUACAUUAAAAUUCAAAAGCGGGCACAGCGGAACCUUCUGGAAAGGGGCUAAGAUGAACUCAGGAGGCGGGGGUCGGUAUGGAAAGAGCAGAUGGAUUAUUUUUUUCCCUCUCCUGACGAAUGAGGAGCACCCCCGGCCACCCCUCCUCAUGGACCCCCCCAAGUGCGCAUGCGCAGUUGGGCGGCAGGCGGAUACUUAAGGCGCAGCUACCGCGGCUGCGGCAGUGCGCCCAACAGCGGACUCCGAGAGACCAGCGGACCUCGGAUCCGGCAGCACUCGCUCUCAACCACCAACCCACCACCCUUGGAACCAUGGCGGCAGUGGCGGCAGCCUCGGCUGAACUGCUCAUCAUCGGCUGGUACAUUUUCCGCGUGCUGCUGCAGGUGUUCAGGUACUCCCUGCAGAAGCUGGCCUACACCGUGUCGAGAACCGGGCGGCACGUGCUGGGAGAGCGCCGCCAGCGGGCCCCCAACUGAGGCUCCAGCCCCCAACCCUGGGCGGCCGUGUCACCAGGUGCUCCUGUGCAAUUCCACCAGCAUGGGAGCCAGUGCCGCACAGGAACGGGGCGUCCCCUGUGCCCUCUCGCCAGAGGAGCACUUGCCAAGGUCAGUGAGGGGCUGGUAGGCCCCCAGAGAAGCAGCACCGACAAUGACGACAAUACCAGAUUCCUUCCCCACCCCUUUGCACCCAUCCUGCUGCCGGUGGCAUAGAGGGAGGAGGGGGGAAUGGAGGGAGCAGACCCCUGAGAUCUGGGCACAGGCAACACAUUCUGAUCUGGACCAAGUCGGGACAGCGCCAAUCAAGCCCGGCAGCCACGGCCAUGCCAGCAGGCCACACCACAGACAUCCAGACACCCACACCAGCCAGCAGAAUGGACAGUUCAACAUCACCAGCUGAAGCCCUGAAUCUUGGUGCAGCAGACAAGUGACAACUGCGUGCCUGUGUGGCGGGACUAGAGGGCGAGGGUGAGGGAGGAGGGUUAAGAAGCAGAGAGGGGCCCUCUCACUGUCCCUUGCCUACGGCGCAUACAUUCCAGCCUUGCUGCCUUUGCUCCUUCAAUUCCUCUUUCCCCCCACUCCCACCCAAAAGAAAUGCAUCACUCAAUUUGGACCUACUGAACAAGAAGACAAAUCCCAUCUUUACCAAAACACCUUCUCCAAGCCCCCAGCCCCUCACUGAUCUUGCAUCCCCCAGGUCUCACGCAAUUGUGGUCAAUAUUGUGGUAAUCGCUAACUGUAAUGAUUGUAUAAGUGUGCAUUAGUUGUGUCUCCCCGGCUAGAUUGUAAGCUCCUGGAGGACAGGGACCGCCUCUACAAAAAAUAAAAAAAGUACCUCCCCCGUCUUGCAAUGUCCCAGGACCCUGCGGGGCGGUGGAGGCGCACCAAAAA